AGUUGGACUCGACCGAGAAGAGGCGCGAAAGUUGUGGCUCGCGCAAGAGAGAAAAACGGAGAGAGAAACACCGGGAUAGAUAGAGAGAGAGAGAGAAAUAUACCGGGACAGAUAGAGAGAGAGAGAGAAAAAAAUACCGAGAUAGAAAAAAUUAAAUCGGGAGAGAGGGCGAGUCACCGGAUCCGGGUUGCUGGUUUUGGGCGGAUUGAGAUUCUGUGGCCGGCAGGAUGAACGGUAUUAUCAAAGGUGACGGAAACAAAUCUUGUCUUCAAGUGAACUCCAGUGAGGAGCAAGAGGUGUUAGACGCUGGCUCUGUCACAGAGUCCAGAAACGGUGAGUUGGCUGAGCAUGAGGUGAAUGAGAUCAUAACAGCCAGCAUGUUGGAAGAGGAAAGACAGCUGGAGAAGGAAGGACAGGAGGAGGAGAGAAAGCUGAUGCAACAGGCCAAAAUGUUCUGGGAAAAAGACUCGCGUGAAAUGCGUUAUAAGCGAUUGCAGCACUUGCUGGAGAAGAGUAACAUUUAUUCAAAGUUUUUAUUGACAAAAAUGGAGCAGCAACAGUUGGAGGAGCAGCAAAGAAAAGCAAAACUCGAAAAGAAGAAAAAGCUGCUGGUGACAGCUCAAACGGUGAAUGGGGACAACUGGUCAAUACAAGAAACUGAAACAGCAAUAAAGAAGAAAAGAGGAAGAGAAGAAACAACAUACAAUCUUUCCGAUUAUAUCAGCAAGGAGGACAUUUUGUCAAGGGUUAAAAAGGCUAAAACAGAUGAGAACGCCGAUACAACAUCUCUGAAAAAGCUUGAGGCUGAAGAUAUUGCGAAGAACCAAGAUUCAAAUUUUGCCAUCAAAGACCGGCUGGCCCAGACUGUCCGCCACAACUCUCAGCAUCUCCUGGACCCUGUGAGGCAGGUGAAUAGCCAACCAGUUCCAUAUCAACAGCCCAAACUCUUCACGGGUGGAGUGAUGAGGUGGUACCAGGUGGAGGGUAUGGAGUGGCUGCGGAUGCUGUGGGAAAAUGGUAUUAAUGGGAUUCUGGCAGACGAGAUGGGCCUGGGGAAGACCGUCCAGUGCAUCGCCAUGAUAGCCAUGAUGGUGGAUCGAGGGGUCCCUGGACCUUUCUUUGUCUGUGGCCCUCUGUCUACUCUACCAAAUUGGGUCUCGGAGUUCAAGCGAUUCACCCCAGAGAUUCCUGUGCUGCUUUAUCACGGGAGCCAGAAAGAUCGUUUUCAAAGCCUGCGUAAAGUCCACAAACGGCAGGGCUCUCUACACAUCUUACCAGUUGUCAUCACUUCUUAUGAAAUAGCCAUGAGGGACAGAAAACACUUCCAGAAUUGUCACUGGAAAUACCUCAUCGUGGAUGAAGGCCACAGAAUCAAGAACUUAAAUUGCCGCUUGAUUCAGGAGUUGAAAAGGUUCAACACUGACAACAAGCUGCUGUUGACUGGAACCCCUCUCCAGAAUAACCUGGCUGAACUCUGGUCACUGCUCAACUUUCUACUGCCUGAUGUAUUUGACGACUUGAAAAGUUUUGAAUCUUGGUUUGACAUUACAAGCAUCACGGAAAAUGUUGAAGAUAUAGUUGCCAGCGAGCAGGAGCAAAACAUUCUGCACAUGCUUCACCAGAUUCUGACUCCGUUCUUGCUGAGGAGAUUGAAGUCUGAUGUCACUCUGGAUAUUCCUCCAAAGCGGGAGAUCGUGGUUUAUGCACCUCUGAGCAAAAAGCAGGAGUCCUUCUACAAGGCCAUAGUCAACAAGACCAUCACAACACUGCUGGGACAGGAGCCUGAGCAGGAGAAACCACAGUUGACCCCUACUGGUCGUCCGAAACGCCGAAGCAGGAAGCUAGUGAAUUAUACUGAGAAUUACGAUGAUGAUGACUUGGAGAAAAUGAUUGCUGUGAUGCAGCAGAAUGUCCAUGAGCAGAGCAGGCCUGUGUUGGAUGUUUAUAUCCCACAAGAUAAGGAAGUCCACCUGAAAUUGCAGAAUGUGUUGAUGCUGCUCAGGAAGUGUUGUAACCACCCUUACCUAAUUGAAUACCCACUGGACCUCAAAACUCAGGAGUUUAAGAUAGAUGAAGAGUUGGUGAAAAGCUCAGGAAAAUUUCUUAUUUUGGACCGAAUGCUGCCAGAACUCAGCAGAAGAGGGCACAAGGUGCUGUUAUUUUCUCAAAUGACAUCAAUGCUGGACAUCCUAAUGGACUAUUGCUACCUGAGGGACUAUAAAUACAGCCGAUUGGAUGGCUCCAUGUCUUACAUUAUGCGCGAGGAAAAUAUAAACAAUUUCAACAAUGAUCCUGAAGUCUUCAUCUUUUUACUGAGCACUCGAGCUGGGGGUUUGGGCAUUAACCUGACAGCAGCAGACACUGUCAUUAUAUAUGACAGUGAUUGGAAUCCUCAGGCAGAUCUUCAGGCUCAGGAUCGUUGUCAUCGGAUUGGCCAAACCAAACCGGUUGUGGUAUAUCGCCUGGUAACUGCUAAUACCAUCGAUGAGAAGAUUGUGGAAAAAGCUACAGCAAAAAGGCGACUCGAAAAGAUGGUUAUACAUAAAAAUAAGUUCAAAGGGGGCAAGUCAGGCUUGAAGCAGUCUCGGAGCUGUCUAGAUUCUACAGAGCUGAUGGAGUUGCUGAAGUCUCGCGAUCAUGAAAGAGUGGUGAAGGGAUCCACUGAGAAAGUGAUAAGUGAUAUUGACCUUCAGACCCUGUUGGAUCGCAGUGACCUCAGCAAACAAAUGAAGAAACGUACCUCAGGAAUCAAAAACCAGACAGACAAAGUUUUCAGAGUACUUGAUAGUGGUGACACGAAUGCAGGAAUCCAACUGUGUGGGCUGUGAGAGAUGGCUGGAGACAUCUCUUUAUUCAGGUGUUAGUUGUGCUGUUCCCAGUCCUCCUUUCCCAGUAGGGAAGAGUCAUAGUUUGAGUGAAAGUCACUCCUGGAGUGCAGAUUUAGGAUCAGUCUGCACUCUCUUAAGGUUAUUGAUCUAACAAGCCAUCCUGCUGUUAAAGUUUUUAAAGUGGGACUUUUUUUUAAAGAAGUGUUUUUUUUUUUUGCACAGUAGCAAAUGCAGAUUGUUUUUUUCAGUUUGAGACUUAUCGCUGCCUGGAACCUGAAUAAUGAGUUUAAUUUCACCCUUUAACCACCGGACAGGUGGAAUGGGCAAAUAAAGAUUGUGAUUUUUUUUGUUUGUUUCUGCAUUUUAUUCUAUAUAAUUCUGUUUAGUUUACAUGUAUGUUGCGCUCUUACCCUCUUAAGAUAUUUGCACAUGUAUGGUCUCAGCGGAGGAGGCCUUGAUCAAGAGAAAUAGGAAGUUGACAUCAGUUUGCCAGGAGUACCAGUGUGUGCCUUACUGUUGUAAUUAAUGCCAGUCAUUGGUUGUUGGCAUCUGAUUCAGAAUUGAGAAGUCUGGCAAUGUACCACUGGAUGUUUUUAAAUUCUCAUGGUCUUCCUUCACCGUCAGAAGAGAAUUUGCCACCAUUGUUUUUUUUUUAGUCUUGUUUUUAAAUAAAUCGGCACCAGGGUGGUGUCAUUGGACGCUGCUCUCCCCACUCUGACAGACAAUGCUUCAGUUAUUGAUUUAAAAAUCUGUGAUUUCUCCCCCCCUUUUGAGUUUUGUGUCAAAUAUACUGAAUGUGCAGUUUAUUAAACUGUUUGACAGCAGUCAAAUUUCUCUCUCCCCUUCCUCCCUCCACCUGUUAAUUGUUACCACAUGAGGCUAAGGGGUUGCCAGUGUAACUUGCGCAGGGUGGGACCCAUUGCUCACUCAAACACAACUUGUUUUAAUUAGAGUGCCAGGAGAGCGGAGCUGAAGUGGAAAUCUUACAAAGCACUGCUCAUUGCACCUUGCUUUCCGUUUGCAAUGCGUCACCACUUCUGUUGAACCCAGGGCUAGGGGAUGAGGGCUGGCACUGAGCUACUUCCAGUAACAACACCUAGGAUCAUGAAAGCCUAUUCUUGGGAACAGUUAGAAGUGUGGAUUUUCUUCUCUUUAGUGCUAUUGACAGCAAUAGUUCAUGUGAAAUGAGUAGAAUGGUUAGUGAUAAUUAUGACGUAUUAAACCUGCUGGAAACUAAGAAAUGCAACCUUUGAGAUUUCAGUUUUCUUGGGAAAGAGUAAUGCUGCUGUUUCUUUAAACCAUUUGGGUUUGGAUAAUUGCACAGGGAUUCAAUUGGGGUUUAAAGAAAAUAUCGGAAUAAAGUUUGUAGGACCUGAAUACUGCAGCUUUAGUUACUGCUUAGUCAAGACUUUCUAUAAACAGAUGUCUAGCACUACAAAUAGGAGACUGAUCCCUGCUUGUAAAAACAAAACCUGGAGGACUAGAAUACUUCAGCAUCGUCAAGACCAGGGACCAGGACCUUUCGUUCACCUCAAACUUCAAUCCCUGAUGUGUGCUGAAUGCUGAUGUAUAAACUGUAAAAAAUAAAACGUUUUUAUUAGAAAUAAAAUUUUCAAAUUGG
This is a messenger RNA of Carcharodon carcharias (great white shark), 4449 nucleotides long. RefSeq names its product helicase, lymphoid specific (gene hells). The transcript has 23 exons. The record is from RefSeq and is a predicted model, not a curated record. Gene Ontology annotation, cellular component: pericentric heterochromatin; nucleus. NCBI's taxonomy places the organism in Eukaryota, Metazoa, Chordata, Chondrichthyes, Lamniformes, Lamnidae. Gene Ontology annotation, biological process: DNA methylation-dependent constitutive heterochromatin formation; lymphocyte proliferation; pericentric heterochromatin formation. Gene Ontology annotation, molecular function: ATP binding; ATP-dependent chromatin remodeler activity; chromatin binding. The coding region runs from base 228 to 2828 and encodes 866 amino acids.